AGUUUUAUUUAAAACUGCGUAUGUAUUUAUAAAAUACAUCAAAUUUGCGUGAGUUUAAAAAUAGAUACAGGUAAAAAUGGAGCUCAACUAUCUGCGUUCUAUAAAAAGGCAAUAAGAUUUGAUCGUAUUCGUUUGAUAAGAACUACCUGGUCAGGAGAACAAAGCGCCUGCGCUGUAAUCGUCUAUGAAGCUUUUUUAUCUCACGCAAUUGCGCUUUCAGCUUUCGAGUGGUGACAUUUGGACUCCCGCGCGCUUUCAUACAACAUCACGAGAUGGUCAAGUUGCGCGCAAGGAGAUAUUUUUUUAAGUAUUUGCAGUGAUACAAGUUUUUUUUAGUUUCUUAGUAAACACUAUCGUUUAUUAAUGUAUCAGGUAUACUGUUAUGCCGAGAUGAAUAAUUUUAAUAAGCAAGUCAACAGAGAAGAAGCCAGGUGUAAUAAACUGCUGCAAUAUUAUCUUGCAAGCAACAUGACAGGACUAGCAUGUCCCCCCGAAUUCGACGGCAGUUAUUGCUGGCCAUCGACGCCUAGCUCAACUCUAGCCCAUAUCCCAUGUCCUCUACCGGAACGACAAAAUGAAACAAUGACCAGAUGGUGCUCGGCAAAUAUUACAGAGAUAAGCGAUUCCAAUAUCACAGUGGGCAUGUGGAGUCCCGCGCAACACGGAGAGUGUUCACUUAUGCGUGGCAGAGCUGGAGAUAUCGUCUAUCUCUUCACUCUGGCUCUUCAAGAUGAUGUCGACGAUGUUGACUUGAGUUGGUGGCAUGAAAAAUUCUCUAUUUUGGAUCAAAUUGGAUAUGGAAUAUCGAUCCUGAGUCUAGUAAUCGCACUGUCUAUUUUCGCAAUAUUCUCGCAGUUGCAGGAUACGCGAGUGAAGGUUCACAUAAAUUUAUUUACAGCCAUGUUGCUACAGUCUUUAAUGUCCCUCACUCAAAAUUUCUUUUAUGGCUGCAAAAUAUACUUUACUAUUCUAAUGAGCUCACACGGUUAUGAUGCGUCAUGCUCUCACAUCUGCAGGACGCUCAUGACUUUGAGCCAUUACUUUGAGCUCACUAUUUUUACUUGGUUGUUAAUUGAAGGCUGGUAUUUCUACAGUUACAUAUCUCGAGCGCCUUACAAAGAAUAUAUUACCAUAAUACCGCACAUUUUGGCUGGCUGGGGGAUGCCAUUAACAGUGAUGAUACCAUGGGUUCUUGUUCACAUAUAUUCCACUCAAACGAAUUUUUGCUGGGUCGACGUUGACAUAAAGAUUAACAUUGUGGCUAUUCCAAUACUCCUUAUAGUUUUGGUGAAUCUAUGCUUUUUUAUACUGAACGUGAGAAUCAUUUUCAUCAAAAUGAAGAGCACACACAUGUCGCAUAGAAGAAUGGACUACUGGCGAUGGAUCAAAUCUUCUCUAAUGCUUGUACCACUUUUUGGUACCUAUGACAUUCUUUAUGGCAUUUGGCCGUGGAUCGACGAUCAACAAACGAAAAUCGCUUUCUUGCUAAUUGUGCGAUUGAUAUGCUCAUUUCAGGGAUGCAUAGUCGCGGCUCUAUACUGUUUCUCAAACGGCGAAGUCAAACGAGAGAUCAGAAGGGCUUGGAAUACGUGGAAAGUGAAAAGAGAGAUUCAGACAGAAAUUUCAAGACACCACAGCACCGAAACCUUGAAUAAAAUUCGAUUCAAUACGCUCAAUAAGACAAAUAGCAGGGACGAAUUUAAAAAUAUGGAUUUCAAUACCUACUUUUGAUCUUACUGCUUAUAACACUGUUUAUCUAGUAAAUUGCGGCAUCGUUUGCGAUAGUAAUCUAAGCCUUAUUUAUAAUUAGAGCAUGUAACAUUUCUGUUAGUUAUGCUGUCUGGAAUUUAUGUGUCUAAAGAAUAGUGUAUUGCACAACAAUCAAACGUAUGCUCCGAACGUCUAAUUAUCUCGUGAAAUACACAAGAAAAGGCCAAAUGAAUUAUGCUGCAGCUCCGAAAAGCGCAAUAUCCCUACGCUAUCCUUAUUAAUUUUGCUAAUUUAAUAAACGAGCGAGUAAAGAGA
Molecule: messenger RNA, 2025 nt
Organism: Nasonia vitripennis (jewel wasp)
Lineage: Eukaryota; Metazoa; Arthropoda; Insecta; Hymenoptera; Pteromalidae
Product: orphan G-protein coupled receptor
Exons: 8
Coding region: 364-1731 (455 amino acids)
Biological process (GO): cell surface receptor signaling pathway; adenylate cyclase-modulating G protein-coupled receptor signaling pathway
Cellular component (GO): plasma membrane
Molecular function (GO): G protein-coupled peptide receptor activity; peptide hormone binding
Source: RefSeq, a predicted model, not a curated record